AUGGGCACUACGAGCUACCUGCAUCCUGCCGAGGUCGAGCAUACGCUAUUAUAUGCAUCGCGAUUGAUCUUUUGGCGCCCCACGGGCACGGGCUCGGACCUUCUUCGUUCGCAAAUCCUAACAUGUCGCCAGAGCUAUGUGGCGCGAAAGGCUGCCAAAGUUAUGGAAGACUCACACGACCGGACGGCGCAAUCCAUCGCAGUGCGGUUUCUGGCGCUGUUCAUCUAUGGCUCCGGUGUUUUGGAUUACCAUUGCAGCAUGCGAUAUACACGACGGUUCUGGUUGACAUUUGCAGCGAGUUUGCCCUUCUUUAUUCGGUCGGAAAUACACGGCUUGACAGUCUUGUUCUGUCCUUUUUCCCAGCUUCCAUCGCUGCGCUACUGA
Akanthomyces muscarius is the source of this 384-nucleotide messenger RNA. RefSeq lists its product as uncharacterized. NCBI's taxonomy places the organism in Eukaryota, Fungi, Ascomycota, Sordariomycetes, Hypocreales, Cordycipitaceae. The record is from RefSeq and is a predicted model, not a curated record. The coding region runs from base 1 to 384 and encodes 127 amino acids. The transcript is spliced from 5 exons.